Aedes aegypti (yellow fever mosquito) is the source of this 3908-nucleotide messenger RNA. It is a transcript of the gene neb, whose product is annotated as kinesin-like protein KIF14. The transcript has 4 exons. Lineage: Eukaryota; Metazoa; Arthropoda; Insecta; Diptera; Culicidae. The record is from RefSeq and is a predicted model, not a curated record. The coding region runs from base 262 to 3708 and encodes 1148 amino acids. Gene Ontology annotation, biological process: microtubule-based movement; mitotic spindle organization. Gene Ontology annotation, molecular function: ATP binding; microtubule binding; microtubule motor activity.
AAAACAGAAAAAAAGAAAGAACAACAAAAUUCAAACCCACCGAUGUUGACAGUUUACUUUCCAAUAACAUUUUCCAACGCUUUUUUUGUCGAUCCGCGAAUCGUGUUGCGCUGUUCAAACCGUUUUUGAUUUACUUUAGUCAAAAAAACGCGAAAUUAUCCAUUUCACAAUGCUUGUUUGGUGAUGUUGAGUGAAUCUGUUUUCUUAUUGUGCAUGUGCAGUGGUGAUUGUGCUUGAAAACUAAGAAAAUACAGCGGCACGAUGAAUUCCAACUUCACAACCCCGAAAAGUGGCGGAAGUCGUUUCGGAUCGAAACCCUUGACUCCGGGCAGGUCCAAUUUGGUGAGGCCUACGGUCAGUGCAUCGUUGGUAGGUGCGUUGAAGUACACCACCACUAGUUCGUCUAGCAAUGAAAGUCUAUACCAAACUCCAUCGUCUUCAGCUAUGAAGAAAUCGAAGAAUCCAUCGGCGCUGUUUUCCAACACCAAGUCCAAAUCAUCGCUCGCUUUGACCCCGGUGUCGCAGUUCCGACCCCGAUCGGAUUCGAUAACGUCGUUCAAAAGCUGCGGGGGAUCGACGUAUGGCACCCCGGUUGACAGGCUGAAGAAGACCAGGUCUGCCCUUGAGGGUUUAGCCGUUGGAACUCCGGAGUGUUUUUCGAAAGUGUCCUUGGAUAGCCCUGGCGGACGUCCUUCAGGGAAGUUGGAUGAAUCGGUGAAGUCCGUUAAGGACAAAGAUGUGUUAACUGCAGAGAUCAGCAAUUUAAAGGUAGCGGUCCGUGUCAGGCCACUAUCUGCCAAAGAGUGUAUUGAUUCCGUUGCAAACAUUGUGCGGGUGAGGGAAAAUGAAGUGGUGGUGAAUGCCGGAAAUACGGCAGAUAAUUCGGCCGGAGUGGAGCACUGCUUUCAAUACGAUCAUGCUUUUUGGUCGUGCAAUGCUGAGGAUCGAUCCUACGUUGACCAGACGGGUGUUUAUAACCGCCUAAUGAAACCACUGAUAGAUAAAGCCUUUGAAGGAUACAAUGCUUGCCUGUUUGCUUAUGGCCAAACGGGAUCCGGAAAGAGCUACAGCAUGAUGGGAAUAGAUUCGGAUGAUAUGGAAAUCAGCUCGGAAGCUGGUAUCAUUCCACGUUUCUGUCAGGAGUUGUUUUGUCGCAUCGAAGCAUUAAAGGGCAAAAUGCAGGCCGAGGUCGAGGUCAGCUAUUUUGAAAUAUAUAACGAAAAAAUCCACGAUUUAUUGGCCGUUUCGCCCACCGAAGGAGUAUUUUCUGUGACUACAUCGAACGUGAAGAAGCCCCCGUUAAAAGUGCGGGAACACCCCUUUUGGGGUCCAUACGUUGUAGAUUUAAGCACCCAUCCGGUGGAUUCCCACUCCGCCCUGAGAAACUGGCUUGCAGUCGGUAACAGCCAGCGAGCGACGGCUGCUACCGGAAUGAACGACAAAAGCUCCCGGUCCCAUUCGAUUUUUUCCGUGGUCCUCAACCUUUCAGAGGUAAUCUCUUCAGAGCAACGGAACCUGAAUGCGGUCCAUCAGACCAAACGGAGCAAAAUCAGUCUGGUAGAUUUGGCCGGUUCGGAACGGGUCAGUCAGACGUGCGGUGCGAGCAGUGAACGACUCAAGGAAGGAAUCAGCAUCAACAAAAGUCUGCUAACCUUGGGGAAGGUGAUUUCGGCAUUGGCCGAAACAAAGCGAAGUGCUUCAACCUAUAUUCCAUAUCGAGACUCCGUGUUAACGUGGCUACUGAGGGAAAACCUUGGCGGUAAUUCACGGACCGCAAUGUUAGCAACGAUCUCCCCAGCAGUAACACAUAUAGACGAAACACUUGCCACGCUGCGCUAUGCCUGUCAGGCCCGAACCAUCGUCAACCGUGUAAAGGUCAACGAAGAUCCACACGACCGGAUCAUCCGUGAACUUCGGGCAGAAGUCGAACGUCUGCAGGUAUUGCGGCAAGACUACGAGCGCCAAAAGCGUCUAUCGGCCAAUCAGCAACAGCAGCCUCGAAAAAUCAUCAUUGAAACGUCGGUCGAUGAUAGCGAAGUCGAAGCACUGAGACUACAGCUGGCAGAAACGGAACAGGAACUGGUCAAAGCGCAAAAAUCUUGGCGGGAAAGGUUGAUGGAAGCGGAGGAUGUGCGUCGCACGGAGAUGAAGUUACUCAAGCGAAAAGGUCUUGCGUUGGAACUGUCUGCCGAGCAGAAGGAACCUUGUUUGGUGAAUCUGGCCGCUGAUCCCAUGCUAUCCGGAACGCUACUGUACAUAAUUCCCAGCGGCAUCGUGAAAGUUGGACGACCUUCGUCAUUUGCAACGCCAGAUAUCGUGCUGGAGGGACCGCUGGUAUCGCACCAUCAUUGCUCAAUCGAAAACCGAAAUGGCAAACUGUUCCUCUCGCCGGAGGAUGCCGACCAGUACGAAACGUUUGUCAACGGAGAGUUGGUACGUGAGCGCCGCCAGCUGUUACACAACGACCGGGUGGUUAUCGGUGGAUCGCACUACUUCCGGGUUUCGAACCCGCUCUGUCCGAACCGCUCGAAGCAAAUCAUAGUCGACUUCCAGUCGGCUCACCAGGAAAUCCUCCGCGAGCAGGAAAAACGUUUGCGCCGUGAACUGGAUGCUGAAAAGCAAGCGGCCAUUUCGCGCAUCGAAGCCGAGCGAAUCGAUCACGAGCGCCAAUACGAGGAACGGUUGGCUUCGUUGGAACUGGAGAAAUUCAAAUACAAAUGCCGGCAAGAGUUGCUAGAGACUGAAAAGGAAGCUAUGCUGAAGCACAGUACGGACGAAGAAGGCGAUAGCACCUUGGUAUUCACGCCUUUCCAGUCCAAUCUGGCUGAUGAGAUUCGAAAGAUUAUGGAACGACCCAGCGAGGAAAGCUUGCACCAGAUCCAGCUAAUGGUGAAGGAAGCUACUCAACGCUGCAAAGACCUAGGACUAGAGUUUGAGUUCCAACAAUCGCAAGUAUUGGAUGAGCAGGGCAUUUUUAGGGCUGUGGUCAAUAUCUACGAUAAAAGUACUGGGAUGGUAGCGGAAUGGCUACCAGCACGCUUGGAAUAUUGGUUAAGCGUAGUAAGAGAUAGAGAAGAUCUCAACGAGGACAAUGUUUUCGAAAAUUUUGACCUCGAAUGGAAGGCAAACGUUGAAGAACUUAGUCAGCCCUUGAACGAUUCUCGCAGUUCUCGGAGAAUAUCGCUCAACUUAACUUCCGUCAAAGAUGUGAUAUUGAAAAGGAAUAGUCCAGCUAAAAAAUCCCCUUCGCAUAGUGCUAGAAAAUCGGAGGGUUUGCUGAAAUCAAUGUUCAAAUUUGGAGCGUCUAAUCCUGGCAGUGUGCGGAAAGAGUUGUUUGCCGAAGACGGUCGUAAUGACGAGAAUAUGCCAAUCAACCAACAAUCACCUUCCCCAACGAAACCCCACCGAUUCGGAGUGAAAGCCAACAGACAGCUAAGGGAGAUUCAGGUGGCGACCGCUAAACUGAAAAAGCUUUGCGAAAAGUACCAACGCCAUAACCCGGCAGACGACAGUAUCUGCACGGUAUUGGAUUUGAAUAGCAGCACCCGAUCGAUGGAGUACGUGACCAGAGAUUUCAUGCAGUCGAUAGCGGAAAUCGAGAACGCCGUCCAGGACAUGCGGUUCGUGCUGACGGAGCAAAACGUGAAGCAUGCGGAUGACGACGACCAGGAACGGCCCGGAAAGUCGGUGAGGUUUUUGAUAGACUAAGGGGGUUUCGCUUCCUGGGUGAGAGCGGGUAUCGGGAUGGAAAAUAGAUUUACUGCUUCGACUUACAUUUUAUUUGCCAUUAGUUGUAUUAUCGCUAACAUUAUUUAUUAGUUAUGCUUCAUACGUUUUGAAGACUUUUUUUAUUUUUACUUUUAACUGUGAAAAUGUAAUAUAACCUGUAAAUCGUGAUUAUAUUGAAA